AUGAGGGUCUUCAUCGCCUUCGAUGGUUCUUGUGAGCCUUUUGACAUCUCUCCUGACCAGACCGUGGGGAGCGUAAAACUGAUGGUCAAGGAUUACUUCCAUGUGCAACUGUCAGACGACAAGCAGGUGAGGCACUUCCUGGAGCUGAGCUAUGCUGGUGCCAUCCUUCUGGACAGCUGGGUCCUGACAGACGUUGGCAUCACCCCUAGCAGUGUCAUCUGCUGCCUGCUGAAGCAGGAGCCGGUGGUGCGUGUGUUCAGUGCCGUGACGGGGGAGACCCUCUCAGUCUUGGGCACUGUGUUUCUCCUGAGUACGUCUGUGGCCAGGCUCAUGACCCUGGUGUCCCAGCAGUGUGGGCUUCCCGUCAGCUCCUUCAGACUGAGCUCUCCCACCGGCCUGCAACUCUACGACUGCAACCGGCUCCACGACUACGCCAUUGACCUGGGGGCUACUCUACGGUUGGACACCUGGGAUGGGUGGGCGGAGUUACUCAGAGGCUGUUUCCUGGGACACAGACUGACCGUCCAACGACACCUGUCUAGGAAGAGACCUGUGAUGAGGUUCCAGCUCCGGGUGGCACUCUACAUCGCUGCUUCUCUGGGCCACCUGGACCUGGCCGGCUGGCUGCUGGAGAGGGGGGUGCGUGCCAUUGAGCCGGUGGGGGUACACCCUUACCGUGAGUGGUGCCACCAGAUGGCCCACCCUGACGCCGCCAAGUGUCCCGCAGUCGCCUCCAUCGAGCGCGGCCAGCUCACCAUCCUCAAACUCUUUAUCGCCAGCAGCGUUCUGACCCUUGCCUGUCGGGAUCCCCAGGGUCGUGACCCCCUGAGGAUCGCCCUCCAGCACGGCCACAGGGAGUGUGUGCGUCACCUGGCCACCAAGCUGUGCUCUGUGGUGGUCCUCCCAGGUAUGGCUCUGCCCAUGCGGACAUACGUCCAGAUAAAGCGCUGGGUGAGGCUGGGGCAGAGGAGGGCAGCAUCCAGGCACUGCAUCGGCCUCAACAGGGCUCCGUUCAGGACCAGGGUGGGCGACACGGUCCUGGUGGACGGCUUCACCCUCCCCAAGAUGUCCUCCAAGCCCAGGAGGAGUGAGGCCAAGGCGGGUUUCAGGGUGACGUCCAAAGCCUCUCAACCUUUGACCCCCAUCAACUGCCCGUCUCAUGUAUCCUGCAUGCUCCGCGCCUUGUCAUCCCAGCAUGCACCUCUUCAACUACCAAAGCUACACCCUGUGGCCACGAGGGAUGAAAGAGAGAAGAAGAGAGGGAAGAAGAGGGGAUGUGGAGGGAAGGGAUGUGAGGAGGAUGAGAGUGGGGAUCAGAACAGCAACCAAUGGAGGAGCAGAGUCCCGCUCCCGCCCAUUUCCAGAGACACCAAUCUCAGACCUGUGUUUGCUUCUGCCUCGCCAAACUCCGCCCAGAUCCUCACCACCUCACUGGAGUCCUUUUCUCUCCACUGCAACCGCACACCCAGAGAAAACGCCAUAUACUGUUUGGCCUUGGCCAGUGCCUUCACACAGAGACCAUGGCUGCAGCAGCUGAAUGUAGCACGGACUCUGGCCAGGAGGAGUGCUCAGCACAUUGGGUAGACACCAGGAUCCUGGUCAUUAGGCAGAUUAAACAUACUGAAACAAGGAGGGACAACCUGGACUUGUCCAAAAAGGAACUCUUAUUUAAGUUUUCUGUUCGGGAAAAACAUAUAUAUAUUUUUUUACGUUUUCCAUUGUGUGCCCUCAUGAACACGAUCCAGAGAUCAACUGCACUAACUGGUACCUCACAAAGUACCUGUAUUGUCACUAACAAGGGAGGAAAAUACAGUGAACAAGAUGAGACUUUGGAACAGAUGAUGCCUGAAACAAUGUGGACGACGAAGAAUUUAGUUCCUUUUGAUGAGGCUUAUAGAUAUAGUCAAUACUGUGUUUGAUUUGUGUGUAGACAGUUUAUAACGGCAGGCAGUGGAUUCUCAGUCAUUCGUAUUCUCAAGUAACAAAAACGUAUCAUAUUUCACUGGCUAUUUGUAGUAGCCAAAUGUGAAUGGAAUUAUUAUUCUAGACUUUAUUCUAGAAUCAUUCAGUUGAAUGAAUGUAUGUGGUUGUACUGUAUGUGAUUGUAAGUGUUUGACAUGGGUCAAAUUGAGGCUCCAAACCCCCCCACUUACUACUAGUUUUUGUCCUUAGAAAUCCUGACUUGCUGAUGAAGAUGUAUAGUGGUUGAAAUCAAUGUAAAAUACACAGAAUGAACACUGCUGCCUUAAAACUAUUUAUUAAGAUGUGGAUCAUAAUUGCUCAUAAAUGAG
This is a messenger RNA of Salvelinus fontinalis (brook trout), 2291 nucleotides long. RefSeq names its product protein ANKUB1-like. Gene Ontology annotation, molecular function: protein binding. The transcript is spliced from 6 exons. The coding region runs from base 1 to 1584 and encodes 527 amino acids. The record is from RefSeq and is a predicted model, not a curated record. Lineage: Eukaryota; Metazoa; Chordata; Actinopteri; Salmoniformes; Salmonidae.